Molossus molossus (Pallas's mastiff bat) is the source of this 1666-nucleotide messenger RNA. It is a transcript of the gene COMMD8, whose product is annotated as COMM domain containing 8. Bases 46 to 597 code for a protein of 183 amino acids. The record is from RefSeq and is a predicted model, not a curated record. The transcript has 5 exons. Lineage: Eukaryota; Metazoa; Chordata; Mammalia; Chiroptera; Molossidae.
AGACCGGACCGCGUCACGUGACCCACACCACAGCUUUGCCCAGGGAUGGAGCCAGAAGAGGGGACCCCCCUGUGGCGGCUGCAGAAGCUUCCAGCCGAGCGGGGCCUGCAGCUUCUUCACAAAAUAAUUGACGGCAUUUGUGGCCAAACUUAUCCUCUCUAUCAGGAUUAUCAGAGUGUUUGGGAUUCCACAGAGUGGAUUCAUGUCCUGGAAGAUAUUACCAAAUUUUUCAAAGCUGUAGUUGGUAAAAAUUUAUCUGAUGAAGAGAUAUCUCAGCAGUUGAAUCAGUUGAAUUCAUUUCAUCAAGAAGCUAUGAUGAAAUGCUUGAAAAGUAGAAAAGAUGAAAUUAAACGGGCUCUGUUAGAUGAAAUAGUCGAUAUUUCCUCUGCACAGUUACAGGAUUUUGAUUGGCAGUUAAAGCUUGCACUUUCCAGUGACAAGAUUGCUACAUUACAGAUGCCACUUCUAAACCUGCAUCUAGACGUCAAAGAAAAUGGUCAAGUCAAACCAUAUUCUAUCGAAAUGAGUAAGGAAGAGCUGCAGAAUCUAAUAAAUUCCUUGGAAGCAGCUAAUAAGGUCAUCCUGCAGUUGAAAUAACUGGCAUUGAUGAAUACCAACAUUAUCAGAUUCCACUGCUACAGCUGAUAUGACAGAGUGAAUAUUGUGUGUUCAGAAGACCUGCAAUAUACCAUUAUGCCAAGCUGAGAAAGCAGCCGUGUUGAAAUGACAAAGAUAAAAAUUUAUCAACUUCCCUAAAGAACAGGAAAUUACAUGGUUGACAGGAAAGGCAUUAAAAAAAUUAAAGAUAAAAAGCUAUAUUAGCGGUUUAUAUUUUCAUAAUGACUGUUCUGCUUCAUUUAUUAAAUAUUUGAGAGAUCUUUAUAAAUAUAGUGUUGCUAAAAACUAAAAAUAGGCUCUAAAGUAAUGUAAACGUACAAAGCACAAAUAAACAACUUGCUAAAAGAAGAAUGUGACUAGCAAGCAUGUAUAGUAUGGAUAUGUAUGACUAAUUUGUGAUAUUAAAAAAAUAACUUAAAGAAUGUAUAAGCUAUAUAUACAUAUAACUCAAGAGAUUCUAUAUCUUACUCAUAUUUCAAAGGAAGGAUUAUAAAAUGUAAAAAUUCUUAGAGAAAGAAGCUCUUCUGAUAUGAACAAGAAAAAAAUAACCAAAUCUGUGUAAAUAAUUUUUAGUUUAUGCAUUCUAGAAACAAAUCUUGUACUAGAACAUAGAAAAAUGCAGUAACACUGCUGCUCUUCUAUGUCUGGGUCUGAUUGGGAGAGUAGGAGCUGAUAGAAAGAAUGUGUAUCAUUGUACAGUGUAUAUAUUACUCUUCACAUAUUAGCUAAGAUUAUAUAUAUGUUCGUUUUUGUUAUAAACUUAAUAUUGAAUUUAACAGUUUUGUAUGUUUAUUGGCAAACAGGUCACUUUAAAUUUCAGUUACGUUUAAAGUUCUGAACAAAUAAAAAAUACAAUUGUAUGAUACUGCUUUAUUUCAAAUGACUUUCCACAUAAUGCAAUAAUACAUAAUUAGCACCUGCUAUUUGCAAGCUCAUUAGCGCAUCAGAUUAUUAUUUGAGGUGUCCAGAGCAAUUAUUACUAUUCUCAUCAUAUAGAUGAGGACAGGCUUAGAGAGGUUAAUACAAAUCGGAAUGUGAUGAGGAUGGU